ACCAGAGCUGGGCGGCCUCCUGCCACGACUCGUUGUCGUCGAUGCCGUUCGUCUUCCUCGCGAAGAAGGACGUUUUGUGCGGGCUUUCCACCAGGCGGUCAAACAGCCACCACUGAUUGGGCUUCCACCCGACGGACUUGUCUACCAUGGUGUAGAACAGGUGGCAAGCGAGCUCAGGAGGAAGAAUAGAGAGGUGCAGCGUGCAAGAAGUAUGCUUGGCGACCAGUUCUGGAGUGGUAAGGGUCAUGGGCGGUAGCUGCGGCGCCUUCUUCUCCGAUGAAGGAGGGGGGCGCAAGACGCUCAUCAGGUCUGCCACAGGCUUCGUGGGAGACGGAGAGCUAGCAGUCGGUCUUGCUAAGCAGGAACGAGGUUUCUUCGCUGAGGCCGAAGCAGAGGGGAGGUCGUCUUCGCUGGCUGAACGUGUAUUCGGGGAUGAAGUCGCAGCGCUAGGGGAAGGGUUGGCCUGACUCAACCAGUCGUUCAUCACAUUUGACUUGCGUUUCCUCUUCUUCGUGCUCGUUGUUCGCUCAUCCUGAGGAUGCCUGGACACGGCUGUAGAAUUGAUCAAGUGGGCUGCGCGCGACGCGUCGCCAUCACAUUCGACCAGUGCGUUCAGUAUGAUCUCGGUGCUUGGUGUUGGUGAGUCGAGAAGGCUAGCAACAACAGCGACCAACACAUCUGUGUCGUUUUGCGAACUCAUAGGUAGGUCUGUAAGCAGGAUGAAGCUUGAGAGGAGAACGCAUCGUUCCCCGAUGAGCGAGGACAAACGCUACGUGACUAUGAUUGCACGUCACAUGGUAGCACACCGAGGCACACCGUCACCCAUCUCGUCCACAGCAUGAACCGGAACGGGCUUCCGCUCGUCUCAACUUGAACCAUCCCGACCUCUUUCAUGACAGAAAGUAAGGAUUUGGAGAGCGCCGUCCCGAAUGCUAUGGCCGGCCCUGCACGCGACGAAGGAAAGGUGCUUGACGAUGAAGCGUUCUUCGUCGUGAAGCUCGGUCCAUCCAAGAUAAGAGCGUCGAAGCCGGGCGUCCUGUUCCUCGCAUUCUGCGCUGCGCUCUACCUGUGGAUCUCGUCCUCGUCCAUCCGACGCACGACACCGACGGUCCCAGCGACGUCCCCGGAAUCCUACGCCCACCUCGCCUCCCACUGCGCAUCCAUCCCACCCAUCUCCGCCGACGAGUUCCACGCGCGCCAGACCGCGCUCGCGCAGACGCUCGCGUCGCUCAACGCGUCCGCCUACAUCGCCGAGCCCGGCGCGAACGCCCAGUUCUUCGGCAACAUCUCCGGCUCGAGCUGGCACCUCUCCGAGCGCCCGCUGCUGCUCAUCGUCCACCCCGCGUUCGACGCUUUCGGCGGCGGCGGCGACGUCCAGCCCAAGAUCACGAUCCUCACCCCUUACUUCGAAGAGACGCGCGCGAAGCUGCUCGAGGUGCCCGCGGCGGACGGCGUGGAGUACGCCGCGUGGCCGGAGGAGGCGGACCCGUACGCGAUCGCCGUCGCCGCGAUCGGGGGCGGCAGCGGGAAGAUCUUCGUCGACGCGUCCAUCCGGCACUUCAUCGUCGACGGCCUGCGCGGCGCCGUCCCGGACUCGGUCGCCGUCGAAUCCGCGCCCUUGGAGAUCCGGUACCUGCGCGAGCGGAAGUCUCCCGCCGAGCUGGAGAUCCUGAAGUGCGUCAACGAGGUCACGGUGCUCGCUAUCCGCGAGGUGCGCGAUAAGAUGUACAUCGACAUCCGCGAGUCGGAGGCGCGGGACAUGAUCCGGGCAGCUCUCGGCGCGGCGGGCCUCCAUGACCUAGACUCUCUCGUGCUCUUUGGAGAAAACGCCGCGCUCCCGCACGGAAGCGGCACCGACCGCGUGCUGGGCAAGAACGACUUUGCCCUCUUCGACUGCGGCGGAGGGUUACACUCGUACUUCAGCGACGUGACGAGGACCUUCGCGCUGAAAGACACGGUCCUGUCCGAGGAGCAACUCGCGCUAUGGAAGCUCGUGCACGCGGCGCAGACGAAGGCGUCGACGUUCAAGAACGGGACCAUCACUCGGGAGGUCGACGAAGCCGCUCGGGCCGUCAUCGAGGACGGCGGGUACGGGAGGUACUUCACGCAUCGGCUCGGACACGGUAUCGGACUCGAGGUCCACGAACAACCCUACCUCCGCGGCGGAAGCUCCGACGUGAUCCAAAUCGGCCACACGUUCUCGAACGAACCCGGGAUCUACGUCGAGGGCAAGGUCGGAGUCCGUCUGGAGGACUGCUUCUACGUUGAUGAGAACGGCGAUUUCACCUUCUUCACCGCCGGCGUCGGAGGCCAAGCGACUUGCCCCUGGUCUCCGUGAACGCGCCGACGGGUGUGAUUGAUAACAUUGGAUGUAGGGUUUACUUUAGGAUAGGGACAAUAUACAGUAGGGGGGUGAUGUUCCAAACUCGGAUAAGGUACAGAAGACCGAAGGGGGGCCUAUAGAUAGGGCUAGAUACAAAGCAAGGUCUACAACGAAAUUCACGAAGCGAAGAAGUUAGUCGUGAGCCCAAAGCGAACAGGUGAGUAGAGCGAAGACAGAGAGGGGGGUAACGAGCGUGGUGGUUAUUCGAGUUCAGGACCUUACAAAGGCAUCUCGUCCGGGGUGGGCGAAGGAAGCGGCACGGACGCAGGGGAGGCUUGCGGCAUGGGAGGGGUGGGCACGCGGAGGGACGGCGAGGAGGAAAUGUCCUCGAUGUGCCCAAAGGUCAUGUCGGGUGCGGCCUGGGGCGCGGCCACUUCGUACGAAGGGUGGCGGAAGAACGGGUUCCUGGUGUGGGUGCGCGAAACCGGCGAGCCGAGAGGACCGUAAGGGCCCCAGGUCCUCGCGACGAGGACGUUUUCC
Punctularia strigosozonata HHB-11173 SS5 is the source of this 2863-nucleotide messenger RNA. Its product is annotated as Creatinase/aminopeptidase. Bases 893 to 2338 code for a protein of 481 amino acids. The record is from RefSeq and is a predicted model, not a curated record. Lineage: Eukaryota; Fungi; Basidiomycota; Agaricomycetes; Corticiales; Punctulariaceae. The transcript has 9 exons.